Molecule: messenger RNA, 2597 nt
Organism: Solanum stenotomum
Lineage: Eukaryota; Viridiplantae; Streptophyta; Magnoliopsida; Solanales; Solanaceae
Product: heat shock 70 kDa protein, mitochondrial
Exons: 7
Coding region: 134-2176 (680 amino acids)
Biological process (GO): cellular response to unfolded protein; protein refolding
Cellular component (GO): cytoplasm; mitochondrion
Molecular function (GO): ATP binding; ATP-dependent protein folding chaperone; misfolded protein binding
Source: RefSeq, a predicted model, not a curated record
UAAUAACUCUAUCCCCUUCUACAAGCAUCUGUUCCCCCUAUUUCUUCGCCUCUUUCCCUAAAACCCUCCAAAACCCUAACACUCAACAACUCCCUCAACAAUUACGAAUUAGUUUUCUUCCUUUGUUUCUCCGAUGGCGACCGCCGCCUUGCUCAGAUCUCUCCGUCGACGUGAAUUCGCUACUUCUUCUAUCUCUGCGUAUAGAACUCUUGCUUCCAACACCAAGCCUUCGUGGUGUCCAUCACUUGUUGGUGCUAAAUGGGCUGGUCUGGCUAGACCAUUUAGCUCCAAACCUGCUGGAAACGAAAUUAUUGGGAUAGACUUGGGAACCACCAACUCUUGUGUUGCAGUGAUGGAGGGGAAGAAUCCCAAGGUCAUUGAGAAUUCUGAAGGGGCCAGAACAACUCCUUCUGUGGUUGCAUUUAACCAGAAGGGAGAACUUCUUGUUGGUACUCCAGCCAAACGUCAGGCAGUUACCAAUCCUACAAACACUCUUUCUGGGACCAAGCGUCUAAUUGGCAGACGCUUUGAUGAUCCUCAAACACAAAAGGAGAUGAAGAUGGUUCCUUACAAGAUUGUGAGAGGCUCAAAUGGAGAUGCUUGGGUUGAAGCAAAUGGCCAGCAAUAUUCUCCAAGCCAAAUUGGAGCAUUUAUUCUAACAAAGAUGAAGGAAACCGCAGAGGCCUACCUUGGGAAAUCUAUUAAUAAAGCUGUGAUCACUGUUCCAGCUUAUUUUAACGAUGCUCAGAGGCAGGCAACAAAGGACGCUGGACGAAUUGCAGGUCUUGAUGUGCAAAGGAUUAUUAAUGAACCUACUGCAGCUGCGCUGUCUUAUGGUAUGAAUAGCAAAGAAGGCCUUGUCGCUGUUUUUGAUCUUGGCGGUGGAACAUUUGAUGUUUCAAUCCUGGAGAUAUCAAAUGGUGUUUUUGAGGUCAAGGCAACUAAUGGUGACACCUUUUUAGGAGGAGAGGAUUUUGACAAUGCGUUGUUAGAAUUUUUAGUGAGCGAGUUUAAGAGGACUGAGGGAAUUGACCUAUCAAAAGACAAGCUUGCCCUACAAAGACUUCGAGAGGCAGCUGAGAAAGCUAAGAUAGAGCUUUCAUCAACAUCUCAAACUGAUAUUAACUUGCCGUUUAUCACAGCCGAUGCAUCAGGGGCUAAACAUCUGAAUAUCACACUGACAAGAUCAAAAUUUGAGACAUUGGUGAACCACUUAAUUGAGAGGACAAGGAAUCCUUGCAAGAAUUGUUUGAAGGAUGCUGGAGUAUCUUUAAAAGAUGUGGAUGAGGUCCUCCUUGUUGGAGGUAUGACUCGGGUUCCUAAGGUGCAGGAAAUAGUUUCUGAGAUAUUUGGUAAAAGCCCAAGCAAAGGUGUCAAUCCAGAUGAGGCAGUUGCCAUGGGAGCGGCGCUUCAAGGUGGUAUUCUCGGUGGCAACGUUAAAGAGUUGCUUCUUUUGGAUGUAACUCCGCUAUCUCUCGGUAUUGAGACAUUGGGAGGUAUCUUUACCAGGUUAAUUAACAGGAAUACCACCAUUCCCACAAAGAAGAGUCAGGUGUUUUCUACUGCUGCUGACAACCAAACUCAAGUGGGCAUUAAGGUAUUACAAGGUGAACGUGAAAUGGCAUCUGACAAUAAGAUUUUGGGUGAAUUCGAACUUGUAGGUCUUCCUCCGGCGCCAAGAGGCAUGCCUCAGAUAGAGGUCAUGUUUGACAUAGAUGCAAAUGGAAUGGUCACUGUGUCCGCCAAGGAUAAGGCUACUGGCAAAGAGCAGCAGAUCAGCAUCCGGUCAUCUGGUGGUCUGUCGGAAGAUGAGAUAAACAAGAUGGUCAGGGAAGCUGAGAUGCAUGCCCAGAAGGAUCAAGAGCGCAAGACACUUAUUGAUCUCAGGAACAGUGCAGAUACUACCAUAUACAGCAUUGAAAAGAGCUUGAAUGAAUACAGGGACAAGGUCCCCGCAGAGGUGGUUACAGAAAUUGAGACAGCUGUUUCGGACUUGAGAGCAGCAAUGGGGACUGAAAACAUUGAUGAUAUCAAGUCGAAACUUGAUGCAGCAAACAAAGCUGUUUCCAAGAUUGGAGAGCACAUGACCGGCGGCGGUUCUGGUGGUGCGUCCAGUGGUUCACAAGGAGGAGAUCAAUCACCACCUGAGGCUGAAUACGAGGAAGUGAAGAAAUAAUUUUUUUUCUAGGCAAAACAGAAGAGCGAGCGUCUAUAGAUCUACUCUCCUGAAAAGGAACUUCAUUUUUUCCAUACCCAUCUUCCAAAUAUUCUAACUAGCAAAAAUGCUAGCGUGUUGACUUCUUUUCACUAGAGAUGUGAGUAUAAUUUUUGGCGAGCAACUCGAUUUAUUGAAAUUGGCACUUUGUUGCCUCUUGGUGCAUUACACGAAUUCAUCAGCUGAACGUGUGGUUGAUGUAUAAAACAUCGUUAUUUGCAUUGCUUCUUGGUAGAUUUUGAAGAAUUUCGAUGAAAUAUUGUACUUGUUUGAAGCUCAUCAGACAGAAUAAUUGGUGGUCUCCGAAUGCCCAGAAUUGUGCUCGGAGUUUGAACGCAUUCCAACUUGCGAUCUGUCUCUGAAAAGAAUCCAUUGCAAGCUA